Messenger RNA from Syzygium oleosum, 1184 nucleotides. RefSeq lists its product as uncharacterized. The transcript has 6 exons. The record is from RefSeq and is a predicted model, not a curated record. NCBI's taxonomy places the organism in Eukaryota, Viridiplantae, Streptophyta, Magnoliopsida, Myrtales, Myrtaceae. Bases 40 to 930 code for a protein of 296 amino acids.
GGAGCAGCUGCAGGAGGAGCAGGAGCAGCAGCAGCGGCGAUGGAGGAUUGGUGGAAGAGAGCGAAGACCUUCGCCGAGGAAGCGGCGAAGAAGUCCCAGACCCUCGCCACCUCCGCCGCCACCUCCGUCAAGAUCUCCGAUCUCAUCUCCGAGACCGCCAAGAAGUCUCGGGAGCUCGCCCUCGAGGCCUCCAAGAAGGCCGACGAGCUCAAGGCCGCCGCCCUCAAGCAGGCCGACCAGAUCAAGUCCAUCGCCGACUCCAUCUCCCCGCUCGACGCCGGCCCCUCAGCCAAUGCCGCCGCCCCUACCCCUCCCCCGGCGGCCGAGGAGGAGGACCUCGAGAAGCUCGGCGUCACCGGCGACCUGCGGGAGUUCGUCAAGGGGUUCACGCCCGCGACGUUCCAGAACUUCCCGAUUCGAGAUGACGAGGAGGUGGAGGAGGAGGAGUGCGGUGCUGCCGCGGCUGGUUCGAACGUGAGGCGGGAUCUGACGGAGUGGCAAGCGAAGCACGCGACUCUCGUCCUCACGACCGUGAAGGAGAUUUCGCGGCUACGGUAUCAAUUGUGCCCUCGGGUUAUGAAAGAAAGGAGAUUUUGGAGGAUCUAUUUUACUCUCGUGAGCACUCAUGUGGCCCCGUAUGAGAAAAGGUACUUGGAGGACGCCAAGCUCAAGGCUGCGGAGCAAGCUAAAGCUGAGAAGAUGAUGCAGGACCCCGAUGCAGAGACCCAAAAUCCUAAAGUGGUGGAGAAGAGCAUGAAAAGCAGUACAUCGAGUUUGUCUGCUCAGCAAGACUUGGAUACUUUUCUUCUUGGAGAUCUUGAGGACAGUGAUGGAGGCCCAGAUGAUGGUGAAGGGAGCUUUGGUGAUGAUUUUGAUAAGAUCGAAAAUCUGGAUGAUGAGGAUGAGGAGCAUCAGCAGAAACCAACAUGAUCAAGGACUUGGAGGAACAUUCCAUCGUGGUUGUUUGCUAGAGGCUGGAUCGAUUAUAUUUGUAAAUAUGUGUGUUAUCCCACUCCUGUUGCCGCUUUUCAAUUGCUGAUCUAUGGUAUCUGGAGUGAACUUACUCUGUCCCUGUUGCUAUUUUAGACCACUCCCCUAAUUUAUUCGCUCGGAACUUGCAGGCCUGCAUAAGAAAUGGUAAGUGAACAUGAAUAUGAAAAUUUUACAUGGUUGAUUUCUUCUGA